Messenger RNA from Rosa rugosa (rugosa rose), 531 nucleotides. RefSeq lists its product as uncharacterized. Lineage: Eukaryota; Viridiplantae; Streptophyta; Magnoliopsida; Rosales; Rosaceae. The transcript has 5 exons. Gene Ontology annotation, molecular function: catalytic activity; pyridoxal phosphate binding; molybdenum ion binding. The record is from RefSeq and is a predicted model, not a curated record. Bases 1 to 531 code for a protein of 176 amino acids.
AUGGAUGUGCUGAAGGUUUCCUUGACUACACCACAAGAAAUAGCAGAUGGGGUUUCAGUAUGGGAGUGGUCUGGUGCUGCGUUAGAUGAGGGAGCUGAUGCAUCGAAAUGGUUUUCAGAUUAUCUAGGGAAACCUAGUCGACUUGUCCGCUUUAAUGCAGCUUCAGAAACUAGGCCUGUAGAACCUGAAUAUGCUCCUGGACACCGAAUAAUGUUCUCUGAUAUGUAUCCAUACAUGCUAUCGUCUCAGGGGUCACUGGAUGCACUAAAUGAGCUUCUGAAGGAACCCAUACCAGUUAACCGAUUUAGACCCAACAUUCUUGUUAACGGAUGUGAACCAUUUUCUGAAGACCUAUUGACAGAGAUCAGGAUAGACAAGCUAACAUUUCAAGGUGUCAAGCUAUGCUCCCGCUGUAAGAAUCUUGUUUGGAGAGACUCUCUUACAGGAGGUGUGAAAGGAAAUGUCGUGAAGGUUGGAGAUCUUGUUUAUGUCCUCAAGAUGGUAUCUUCUGCUGAUGAAGCAGCAGCUUGA